Talaromyces amestolkiae is the source of this 942-nucleotide messenger RNA. RefSeq lists its product as uncharacterized. The transcript has 2 exons. Gene Ontology annotation, cellular component: cytosol. The coding region runs from base 1 to 942 and encodes 313 amino acids. NCBI's taxonomy places the organism in Eukaryota, Fungi, Ascomycota, Eurotiomycetes, Eurotiales, Trichocomaceae. The record is from RefSeq and is a predicted model, not a curated record.
AUGCCACCAACACUCUUCUACGGUACAGCCAUCUUCGGCACCCCGACAAUCCCCUCUUUCACCCAAGCAGAAAAUGUCUCCAAAAUGCUUAGUGAAGUUCAUUCGCUAGGCAUCACCGAGCUCGACACCGCCGCACGCUAUCCACCUGACAACAUUGGCGCAUCUGAACGACUCCUCGGCAUAACAAACGCUGGCAGCAACGGCUUCAGUAUCAGCACCAAAGUAUUAAUCGCCGGCACCAGUGGAGAUGGUUCUCUCUCAAAAGACGACAUUCGCGCAAGUGUUGCGAAUAGUUUGAAGACGCUGGGUGUCGACAAGAUUGGAAUUUUGUAUGCUCAUGCCCCCGAUACUACGACGCCGUUGGAGGAGCAGGCGGAGGCUUUUAAUGAGCAGUUCGAGAAGGGUUAUUGCGAGAAAAUUGGAGUAUCCAACUUCCCCCCGGCUAUGCUGGAAAAGUUCCUCUCAAUCUGCGAAGAGCGCAACUAUGUCAAACCAUCCAUUUACCAGGGUGAAUACAACCUCGUCCGCCGCGACGCUGAGGAUAGUCUCUUCCCACUCUUACGCAAACACGACAUCCGCUUUGUCGCCUUUUCUCCGCUGGGAGGCGGCUUUCUAACCGGUAAAUUCACCGCCGGCAACGCAGAGGGGACGCGAUUCGGCAGCCCACUGGGGCAAAGACACAGGGGUGUAUAUGACAGACCUGAUUUCCAUAAAACGGUCAAUGAACUGAAGCGGAUCAUUGAGCCUUUGGGGAUCAGUCCGACGGGUGCAGCUUUGAGGUGGCUUGCGUAUCAUUCGGAGUUGGGUGAAAAGGAUGGAAUCAUUCUGGGAGCGAGUAAGAUCGAGCAGCUUCAGCAGAAUGUGAAGGAUAUCAAGCAGGGUCCGUUGCCGGAGAGUGUUGUUGAGGCCAUUAGGGCUAUUCAGGGUGCUACUGACGCGUGA